GGGGUGGGGAAGUUUGCUACGCUCGGCCCCCUAGGAGUGAGGGUCUGGGAAUCUGAACUUCAGGCCCUAAAGGACGGAGCUAGAGCAUCAAGUCCUAGGUCCUGAGAGUGAAGGUACCCGGUAUUUGGAGGGGCCCGGGGAUCCGGAAUCCUAAGUCCCGGGAGUGAAUGGGCUGGGAGUUCGGAAAGAACGGGCUGGCGGCCCGGAUUCCUAGCUCUAGAAAGAGCGGAUUGAGUCCGUGGGGGCGUGGUUGUUUGAAAUCUGCCCCUGGUCUCUGUGGGGGCGGUCCGGCGCCCGGCCGCAGGGGUCCCUGCUGGCCUUGACCUUGACCCCGCCCCGGGAUUUCCCGAGUCGCCACCCGUCCCGGGUCCCCGGGCUAAGCAGGAAUUCCCCGCGUGCGGGGAUUCCAUGAGCACCACGCUUGGCCGCGCGCCCCGCCUCCGAGCCGGACACCUGAGGCGCACCACCCGGAGAGGAAGGGGUAGAUGGAAGAUUCCCUUGGUGAGCCGGAAUGAACGCAGCCACUGCCCAUCACAGACCGUGAAGAAGCUCCUGGAAGAACAGAGGCGCCGCCAGCAGCAGCCUGACGCUGGUGGGGUACCGGGACAGUUCCCGCUGCCUCUGGCCCAGUCCCUGACCCCAUCUGUGAAUGAGGGUGAAGCCGGCCAUACUCACUUCCCAGCACACCAGGAGACUGUGGGUUCUGGACUUGGCAGCCUGGCCCCCACCACAGCCUUUCCAGACUGGGACCUCAACACGCAUGCUGCCUGCACAGACAGCCCUUAUUCUUACUCUGCUUCUGCUGCUGAAGGUGUCCUGACUUCUGACUUCUACCCACCCUCGGACCCAGGGUGGCCGUGUCCAUUUCCCCUGGGGAUGGAGGAACCCUUGGAGACCCGGCUUUAUACAGAAACUUCCCUGCCACAGGCAGGAUCCUGGAGAGGUUCUGGACUCCCGGCAGGACCCCCACAGUUGGCUCCUGUGGUCCCUGGACCAACCCUGGAAACAGCCCGUGCUCACAUGCUGGCUUUGGGGCUACAACAGCUACUGGCCCAGGAUGAGGAGGGAGACACGCUCCUGCACCUGUUUGCCGCUCGAGGGCUGCGCUGGGCGGCGUAUGCUGCAGCUGAGAUGCUCCAAGUGUACAGACAUCUGGACAUUCGUGAGCAUAAGGGCAAGACCCCUCUCCUGGUGGCUGCCGCUGCCAAUCAGCCCCUGAUUGUAGAGGACCUCCUGAACCUGGGAGCGGAGCCCAAUGCCACUGACCAUCAGGGACGUUCUGUUUUGCAUGUGGCUGCUACCUAUGGGCUUCCAGGAGUCCUCUCGGCUGUGUUUAACUCAGGGGUUCAGGUUGACCUAGAAGCCAGAGACUUUGAGGGCCUCACCCCGCUCCACACAGCCAUCCUGGCCUUCAAUGUUGCUAUGCAUCCACCUGACCUAUGUCCCCGGGUGCUAAGUACCCAGGCCCGAGACAGGCUGGCUUGUGUCCAAAUGCUGCUGCACAUGGGUGCUGAUCACACCAGCCAGGAAAUCAAGAGCAACAAGACAGUUCUGCAUUUGGCCGUGCAGGCUGCCAACCCAACCCUGGUUCAGCUGCUGCUGGAGCUGCCCCGGGGAGAUCUGAGGGCCUUUGUCAAUAUGAAGGCCCAUGGGAACACAGCCCUCCACAUGGCAGCUGCCCUGCCCCCUGGACCGUCCCAGGAGGCCAUUGUGCAGCGCCUGCUGGCAGCUGGGGCAGAUCCAACACUGCGCAAUCUGGAGAAUGAGCAGCCUGUCCACCUGCUGCGGCCCGGGCCGGGCCCUGAGGGGCUCCGGCAGCUGUUGAAGAGGAGCCGUGUGGCACCCCCAGGCCUGUCCUCUUAGGACUCAAAUCCAGAACCUGGACUGAUUUUCCAGUCCCCACCGUCCUGUGGGACAGCCAGCGUAUGCUAAUGUUGCAAAUCCAUGAUAAUAUAUGUGGAAUGUCCUGCCAUUAGGGUCUUACAUUAAAACCCCAAAAUGGCCACUGGGGGGUAAACAGUCCCCAAUAUUUGGGGUGGUGUGAUACCCCUCCCCCACCUACAAGGAGCCCCCUUAAUGAUUUCUGUGAAAUUGAGGCCCCUUGAUUGUUUCUGUGAAACACCCUGGACCCUUUCCCCUCUUGGGAUCUUUUGGGGUCCUCUCCCUUAACUCAGCUCUUCACACCUGGAACUCCAGAUGUGAUUCCUCUACAUGGCACUUGGGGCAACCCAAAACAGCUCCCAAUGUCAUCCCAGUAGAGCUCCUAAGAUGACCCCUGACCCAGGUCGUACUGCUUUCUAAUUCAGAACCCAACUGGGCCCAUGUCCCAGAUCUCAGCAUUUCCAGUGAAUUCCUCCCCUAUCUGAAACUCCCUAUUAAACUCAAUUUGGACUCGAAUGGUCAUUGU
Manis pentadactyla (Chinese pangolin) is the source of this 2407-nucleotide messenger RNA. RefSeq names its product NFKB inhibitor delta (gene NFKBID). Gene Ontology annotation, molecular function: protein binding. Bases 409 to 1863 code for a protein of 484 amino acids. Gene Ontology annotation, biological process: regulation of gene expression. Gene Ontology annotation, cellular component: nucleus. The record is from RefSeq and is a predicted model, not a curated record. The transcript has 12 exons. NCBI's taxonomy places the organism in Eukaryota, Metazoa, Chordata, Mammalia, Pholidota, Manidae.